This is a messenger RNA of Cryptomeria japonica (Japanese cedar), 2003 nucleotides long. RefSeq lists its product as uncharacterized. The record is from RefSeq and is a predicted model, not a curated record. Bases 630 to 1493 code for a protein of 287 amino acids. The transcript is spliced from 7 exons. NCBI's taxonomy places the organism in Eukaryota, Viridiplantae, Streptophyta, Pinopsida, Cupressales, Cupressaceae.
UCAGAAUAAGAUUGCCGACAUUUCAUUCUAUUGCUUUUAAGACGUAAAUGCUUGCACUUUUCUUCUGAUGAACUAUAUGUAUGUUGAUAUCUUCCAUUCAAAGAAUCCCCUUUUGAAUGGUAGUUCAGAUGUAUUUCUAGCUGUAAGAGGCGGGAGAACUGACACAGAUGUUUCGAAGAAUAUGCACAAUAAAAGGUUCUGAAUUGUAGACAAUAAGAUAUAGAAAUAAUCGCCCAACCAUAUCACCAACUGUACUGAUGCUGACACAAGGCUUACAUACCAACAAAACAAAUCCUUACAAGUAAUACGUGGAUGCAAGAGAAAAAUUAUUAGCAAUAAAAACACUUUUUUGGCCGGUUUGAUUCGUACCGUUCCUCUGUAGCCUGAAAGUAUUUGUGGAAUUAUGCAUGUAUUCAUUUUCUAUUUUAGGUUUUGCCGUUUUGAGCCAGAUAGUGUAGCGCCAGACAAGAGAGAGAUGUCCAGGGAUUUGAAAGUUAUUCCCAGUAACAAAUGAAAUUUAUGAUAAGGUGCAUGCAAUUCAUUUUUUAGGGUAGAAGAAAGGGAAUUCUAUUACUGUAGACAGUUAUGUGCAUAAUCAUAACUUGUCUACUCGAUUGACUAUAUUUUAGAUGGGAUCGCUAGAUGGACAGAUAGAUGAUAAUUAUCUGGAAACACAGUUGUUAAAUAACCACUGUUCAUAUCAAGAAGAUGAUGAAGAUGGUGAUGGUGCACGGGUUCUCUAUAGGGCAUCCUUUGAAGAGUUGGAAGAAAAUUAUGUAAACUAUCAAACUGUGCAUUGGCUUUUAAUUUCAUUGCUUUUGAUUUUGGCUUGGGGGGUUGGUUUGAUAAUGUUACUGUAUUUGCCACUGAGAAGAUACAUUGUGCGGCAAGACUUUCGAUCACGCAAGUUGUAUGUCACUUCAAAUGCGAUAGUCUAUAAGGUGACAAAGCCAGUAUUUCUUCCAUGCUUUGGUUUUACAAGAAGGGAGAAACAUGUUUUGCUGCCUCUAGUGACAGAUGUGGUGAUUGAACAAGGUUGUCUACAAGCUGCUUUUGGCAUUUUUUCUAUCAGAAUAGAAAAUGCUGGCUUAAGUCGGCCACCUCCUGUUGAUGAUGUUCGCAUUCAGGGGGUUGUAAAUCCUAGGCUGUUUAGGAAGGCGGUUCUUAAGACAGUUUCAAGUUUAAGGAAAGAGCGUAUUGUGGAUAAGGAUGCUCAGUUGAAGAUUUAUAUUAAUAAAGAGGAGGAAUUGCCAACAUUUAGCCCUGAAAUUAAUUGUACUUCACGAACUUUGGGAUGGCAACACAGCAGAAAAGAUCUGACAUCCUGGCAGAUAUCAGAGUCACCUAAUAAUUGCAUCGAAGAGUCAAAUUCAUUCCAUUCGGCCUCUGGGGAGAUGCUACUGCACAAACUGGAAGAAGUUGGUGAUUCAGUCAAGAGGGUAGAAGUUCUGAUUGAGAAUCAACAUUAUCAAGCAUGCAAAAAUGAUACUUGAUGGACAUGUCUGGCACAAAGGAGGACUAAAUCGUUGUGUCAUACAAAUUUAUAUAGUAAUUGACACAUGUCCAAGGGACUCAGAUCUUAGGCAAAUAACUGUCAUAGCAAGAAAUUCUCUUUAGAGAGUGAUUUGACAGUCUAGGAGAUUGGGUUUGUCUUCGUUGUACAUUUUUAGUUCAUUUGUGGUUUACUACCACUAUGCUUGGAAAUAGUGGUUUACAAAAAUUAAAAGGAAGAAAUGAUUGCUUACUCUUGCCGAGGCAAAACGUCCAAUAUAGGAGAAUCCUUUCUUAUUCCUUUGGUAGAAAUAAUAUAGUGAGCAGAUCAGUGUAUAAUCCUUUCUUGGAGUGUCAGAUAUUGUUUUCUAGAAGCCAAUAGUCUGAAUUUAAACCCUGCAUAGGUAGGUGGAAUCAUCGAGUAAUUGGCUUUUUUCUUGAAACCAUGGUUUUGAUAAAACAUUUGUUCAGAUACAGUACUGUUAAUGAAGAAUUAUUUAAAUUUGGAAUAA